AUGAACCGUUCUGGAAUCGUCGUCGUCUCAUCUAUCCAUUACAUGGUCCCAUGGGUACUCCUAUUAAUUCCUCAAAUACUUGCUGCUGCAAUAAAGGAGGAAGAGAAAGCUGAUCCGUUGACAGAAGUGCACCAGGAUUUGGCUCGAAAAGCAGUCGAUGAUCUGAAUGCUCGUUCGAAUGAUUUAUAUCGAUGGGAUGUGUAUUCAAUCGAUCAAGUACAUCAACAGAUGUACAAUGGAAUUAAAUAUCAAAUGCAGUUAACGUUGGUACAAACUGAUUGCAGGAAAUCAGGCAGUCAGCUGACUCGGACCGACUGUAAACACACGGACCGACUGAAGAAGUGUACUGCUGAAGGUGUGCACCGGGCAUGGGAAAAUUAUGAGAAAAUUGAAGUGAAACAUUGUGAGGAACCGUACAGGAGGACGAAACGAAUGGUUAAACCACAACGAAUCCCUAUCGAUCGAUCAAAACUCGGACGUCAUAUCAAACCAAAGGACUAUGUGGCUUGGAACCAAUUCACGGAUUUUAUUGACAGGCAUGAAAAAACGUACAAUGGGAAACGGGACACUUUGAAACGAUUUCGAAUUUUUAAAAGGAAUUUAAAGGCGAUUCGCACAUGGCAAGAGCACGAACAAGGAACUGCUGUUUAUGGAAUAACGGAAUUCUCAGAUAUGACACCGGAAGAGUUCAAAAAGAUCUACCUCCCAUAUAUCUGGGAAGAACCGAUCUAUCCAAAUAAAAUAGCGAAUCUUAAAGCAGAAGGUAUCAACGUAAAAGACGAAUAUCCAGAAUCAUUUGAUUGGCGAACAAAAGGAGCAGUUACGGAGGUGAAAAAUCAGGGUAAUUGUGGAAGUUGUUGGGCUUUCUCGACGACAGGAAACAUAGAGGGACAGUGGUUCCUGGCUAAAAAUGAACUCAUCUCAUUAUCUGAGCAAGAAUUGGUUGACUGUGAUGUGGUUGAUCAGGGAUGUAAUGGUGGAUUACCUAGUCAGGCUUACAAGGAGAUAAUUCGAAUGGGUGGUUUAGAGCCGGAGGACGCUUAUCCAUACGAUGGGAAAGGAGAAACGUGCCAUCUCGUCCGCUCGGAAAUCGCCGUUUAUAUCAAUGAUUCCGUGGAAUUGCCGCAUGAUGAGGAGAGCAUGAAGGCAUGGUUGGUGAAGAAAGGACCGAUAUCGAUUGGAAUCAAUGCGAAUCCACUGCAAUUUUACCGUCACGGAGUUUCACAUCCAUGGAAGAUCCUAUGCGAACCAUUCAUGUUGAAUCAUGGGGUUCUCAUUGUCGGAUACGGUACGGAGAAGAAGAAACCCUACUGGAUCAUUAAGAAUUCAUGGGGUCCGAAAUGGGGCGAGAGCGGGUAUUACAGGCUUUAUCGAGGUAAAAACGUGUGCGGUGUACAGGAAAUGGCCACUUCAGCGGUGGUGAAUUGA
This is a messenger RNA of Necator americanus (New World hookworm), 1428 nucleotides long. RefSeq lists its product as uncharacterized. Gene Ontology annotation, cellular component: lysosome. The record is from RefSeq and is a predicted model, not a curated record. The transcript is spliced from 14 exons. Gene Ontology annotation, molecular function: cysteine-type endopeptidase activity; cysteine-type endopeptidase inhibitor activity. NCBI's taxonomy places the organism in Eukaryota, Metazoa, Nematoda, Chromadorea, Rhabditida, Ancylostomatidae. Bases 1 to 1428 code for a protein of 475 amino acids.